UAAGAGGGGUAAAAAAUCGUUUUCAUCUCAUAAGAAAACCAUAGUACAUUAUUCAUUUCACAAAACCAUAUUUGUUCAUAUAACUGAAAACCAACGAAACCAUAAAUACUAAUUCAAUUAUUAAAAGACAAGUUUGAAGAGUUUAACCAAAAACGGCGGGACGAUAGUUCUAUCGCUCGCUAAGACACACACCUUACGAACCGUCCCAACUCGGACCAGCAAUGUCACCUGGAAGGGGGGUUGGAGGGGGCCGAGGUGCCCGAGCAUUCCGGGUCCGACGAGGUACAGGAGUUGCGAGUGCAAGUCGCUACGAUUGUUGGUGUGAUGCAGCGCCAAGAGGGUCAAACUGAAAGGCUGCAGGAAUUGGUGGCGCAGCAAGUGGCGGCACAGCAGCAGGCGGCGGCACAACAGCAGGCGGUGGCUCAGGCGGAUAUUGAGCGACCUGCGCCCCUGUCGUUGUACCUGGUGCGACGGAGGGUGUGGCCACGACAGCUAUACCAAUUGCAGCGUGACCUGCACCGCCGGUGGUGGCUACCGCUUCGGGUACUUCAAAUCCCGAAAGUGCGGCGUUGGAGGUGGAGAGGGAGCGUGCACUCUCGGCCCUCGUAAUGUUCAAGAAGUUUAAUCCGCCAUUGUUUGAUGGGGAGAAAGUCGAGCUGUGGAUGGUGGAGUCGUGGAUUGACUCGAUGGAGACCCUCUUUGAGAGUCUUUACAUUUUGGAGAAGGACAAGGUGCACCUUGCCACACAUUGUUUGGAGAGAUCGACAAAGGUGUGGUGGAGGAGGGUCAAGCGGGAUCGGUCUUCCGACCUUCCGCCGUUGGUGUGGGAGGAGUUUCGGGGAUUGAUGUUCACUAAUUAUUUCCCCGAUAGUGUGAAGAAGAAACUUCAAGAUCAAUUUCGGAAGCUGAGGCAAGGAAACCGCUCGGUGGGAGAAUUUGAGCGGGAGUUUUCUCACAUCAUUGACUACGUCCCCGAUGUGGUACGGGACGACAAGGAUAGGGCGGAUUGGUUCGAACGUGGACUUCGGCCGGAUAUCUAUAAGGCGGUGCAUAUUCUCAAGCUCACAACCUUUGUGGAGGUGUUAGAUCGGGCGAUAUGGGCAGAGCAUGGUAAUGCCUACGUCCGUGUUGAGCGUGAGGCAUCCGAGAAAGACAGAGGAAAGAAGCGAGCUCCGAGUGGUUCGGGAGGUCAGCCGAAAUCCAAGAAGACCCCGAAGUACCCGCGAACGCAGUCUAAAGGUCGUGGGACUACGCGGUGCGUCAUUUGUGGCGAAGACCAUCAACCGAUGCAUUGUGAUCAAUGCGAGGGGAAAUGCUUCAGGUGUGGUCAGGUGGGACACUUUAGCCGUCACUGCCCGGGAAGGGCCUUGCCUGCCCCAUCGGUUGCAUCGGCUCCGGCGACUUCGAGAUAGUAUGGAGGAGUUCCAUCCGCUGUCGUAUCUGCUGGACGUGUGAUGGUGCCACGUCAGCCCGAGAUGACUCGGCCGGCUCCUAGUGGUCGGGUAUUUGCUGCUCAGGUGGAGGAACCUGCCGAGGUCGAGGACCGCAACGUCGUGGCAGGUAUGGUGUUGGUAAACGGAGUUCGAACUAGAGCUAUGUUUGACACUGGUGCCACUCAUUCAUUCAUCAGUCGACCGUUCACAAAAGUACUUGGCGGGUUGAAGCCCCUGAGCGCUCAUUUGUUAUUAGAAAGUAGUGUUUGGCUUGUCCAGUACAGGUGGGCAACUGGAUUAUGCCGACACGUUUAUUAGUGCUCAAGCGGUUGAAAGAUUUUGAUCUGAUACUGAAUAUGGACUGGCUCUCGAAAUACUAUGCAUCUAUUGAUUGCAAAAGUAGGGUGAUAAAUUUUCGUGAGCCAGGAAAAGAGGAGUUUAUUUAUCGAGCAUGCAAGAGUUCGCUCUUCGCCAUGACAGUGUCGGCGACAAGGGCAAGGAAGAUGGUUAGUGGCAAUUGCACGGCUUAUUUGGCAACUGUGGUGGAGGUCGGUAGGGAGACUUCGGUGCUUGAGGAUGUUUUCGUGGUUCGAGAGUUUUCGGACGUAUUUGCUGUGGAGCUACUGGGGAUACCGCCGGAUCGGGAAGUCAAGUUCGUAAUAGACUUGGUUCCUGGAACCGCAUCAAUUUUGAAGGCUCCGUAUUGAAUGGCACCGGCCGAGUUGAAGGAGUUGAGGGCUCAAUUGCAAGAUCUCCUCGUUAAGGAAUUUAUUAAGCCGAGUGUGUCGCCUUGGGGAGCCCCGGUAUUAUUUGUGAAGAAGAAGGAUGGGUCGUUCCGUCUUUGUGUGGAUUAUCGUGAACUAAAUAAGGUCACGAUUAGGAAUAAGUACCCAUUGCCCCGUAUCGAUGAUUUGUUUAACCAACUACAAGGGUCUCGGGUGUAUUCGAAGAUAGAUCUUCAG
Molecule: messenger RNA, 2395 nt
Organism: Ananas comosus (pineapple)
Lineage: Eukaryota; Viridiplantae; Streptophyta; Magnoliopsida; Poales; Bromeliaceae
Exons: 2
Coding region: 609-1412 (267 amino acids)
Molecular function (GO): nucleic acid binding; zinc ion binding
Source: RefSeq, a predicted model, not a curated record